Bipolaris zeicola 26-R-13 is the source of this 189-nucleotide messenger RNA. RefSeq lists its product as uncharacterized. The transcript has a single exon. The coding region runs from base 1 to 189 and encodes 62 amino acids. NCBI's taxonomy places the organism in Eukaryota, Fungi, Ascomycota, Dothideomycetes, Pleosporales, Pleosporaceae. The record is from RefSeq and is a predicted model, not a curated record.
AUGAGAAUUCAAUGGCGCUUCAAAGCACAACUCAGUCAGUUGAAUGGACGAGAGAGAGUUUUCGACCCUAAGGAUCAUUGUGUCCGGAUCCCAUAUAGACUUGCAUUCGUGCACCCGUCUACCUCUAAACGAUGCGGUCCGAUGUGUUUGAUUUACGAUUUGAUAUCCCAUGUCCCACAGAGUCUCUGA